Vicugna pacos (alpaca) is the source of this 3706-nucleotide messenger RNA. RefSeq names its product mediator complex subunit 17 (gene MED17). NCBI's taxonomy places the organism in Eukaryota, Metazoa, Chordata, Mammalia, Artiodactyla, Camelidae. The record is from RefSeq and is a predicted model, not a curated record. Gene Ontology annotation, cellular component: mediator complex; core mediator complex. Gene Ontology annotation, biological process: regulation of transcription by RNA polymerase II. Gene Ontology annotation, molecular function: transcription coregulator activity.
GCGAGGCUUAGGCGCCUGCCAGUUUCCUUCCGUGAGAUUCCGAGCUGGGGUGGGCGGAGGGUCCUGCAGUGAAUUCUGGGAACACCGCAGCGCUCUGGCCUUUGUUUUCGGCUCUAAAGCUGCGUUUGGUUUCCCGAGGGUCCUCCAAGGCUGCAGUUCCCGGGUUCCCGGCUCCCUGCGGAGGCGCCCCUGCUUCCUCCCUCAAUUUUCGGCUGGCGCGGGGGCCCUGGAGACGCCGCCAGCAUGUCGGGGGUGCGCGCUGUGCGGAUCAGCAUCGAGUCGGCCUGCGAGAAGCAGGUCCAGGAGGUGGGCCUGGAUGGCACCGAGACAUACCUGCAGCCGCUGUCCAUGUCGCAGAAUCUGGCGCGUCUGGCUCAGCGGAUCGACUUCAGCCAGGGUUCGGGCUCCGAGGAGGAGGAGGCGGCGGGGGCCGAGGGCGACGCGCAGGACUGGGCGGGCGCCGGGUCCAGCGCGGACCAGGACGACGAGGAAGGGUUGGUGAAAUUUCAGCCUUCCCUUUGGCCUUGGGAUUCAGUGAGGAACAAUUUAAGAAGUGCCCUGACAGAGAUGUGUGUUCUCUAUGAUGUUCUCAGCAUUGUUAGGGACAAAAAAUUUAUGACUCUUGAUCCCGUCUCUCAGGAUGCACUUCCUCCAAAACAGAAUCCUCAGACGUUGCAGUUGAUAUCUAAAAAGAAGUCACUUGCUGGAGCAGCACAAAUCCUAUUGAAGGGGGCAGAAAGACUGACUAAGUCAGUUACUGAAAACCAAGAAAACAAGCUGCAGAGAGACUUCAACUCUGAGCUUUUGAGACUCAGGCAACACUGGAAGCUUCGGAAAGUUGGAGAUAAGAUUCUUGGAGAUCUGAGCUAUAGAAGUGCAGGAUCCCUGUUUCCCCAUCAUGGUACAUUUGAAGUAAUAAAGAAUACAGAUAUUGACCUGGAUAAGAAGAUACCUGAAGAUUACUGUCCUCUUGAUGUCCAAAUUCCUAGUGAUUUAGAAGGGUCUGCAUAUAUCAAGGUUUCAAUUCAAAAACAGGCUCCAGACAUAGGUGAUCUGGGCACAGUUAACCUUUUCAAACGACCUUUGCCUAAAUCCAAACCAGGUUCCCCACACUGGCAGACGAAAUUAGAAGCAGCACAAAAUGUUCUAUUAUGUAAAGAAAUUUUUGCACAGCUCUCUCGGGAAGCUGUUCAAAUUAAAUCACAGAUCCCUCACAUUGUGGUGAAAAACCAGAUUAUCUCUCAGCCCUUUCCAAGCUUGCAGUUAUCUAUUUCUUUGUGCCACUCCUCAAAUGACAAGAAAUCCCAAAAAUCUGCUACUGAGAAGCAAAGUCCAGAGGACCAUCUUUAUGUCCUAGAGCAUAAUUUGCAUCUACUCAUUAGAGAGUUUCACAAACAGACCCUAAGUUCCAUCACGAUGCCUCAUCCAGCAAGUGCACCUUUCGGCCACAAGAGAAUGAGACUUUCAGGUCCUCAAGCUUUUGAUAAAAAUGAAAUUAAUUCAAUACAAUCAAGUGAAGGGCUUCUGGAAAAAAUAAUUAAACAAGCAAAGCAUAUAUUUCUGAGGAGUAGAGCUGCUGCAACCAUUGACAGCUUAGCAAGUCGCAUUGAGGAUCCUCAGAUACAGGCUCAUUGGUCAAAUAUCAAUGAUGUUUAUGAAUCUAGUGUGAAAGUUUUAAUCACAUCACAAGGUUAUGAACAAAUAUGCAAGUCCAUCCAGCUGCAGUUGAAUAUUGGAGUUGAGCAGAUUCGAGUCGUACACAGAGAUGGGAGAGUAAUCACACUGUCUCAUCAGGAGCAGGAGCUGCAGGAUUUCCUUCUGUCUCAGAUGUCACAGCAUCAGGUGCAUGCAGUCCAGCAGCUCGCCAAGGUGAUGGGCUGGCAGGUGCUGAGCUUCAGUAAUCAUGUGGGCCUGGGGCCCGUGGAGAGCAUUGGCAACGCCUCUGCCAUCACCGUGGCCUCCCCGAGCGGCGACUAUGCUAUUUCAGUUCGUAAUGGCCCUGAAAGUGGCAGCAAGAUUAUGGUUCAGUUUCCCCGUAACCAGUGUAAAGACCUUCCAAAAAGUGAUGUUUUACAAGAUAGCAAAUGGAAUCAUCUUCGUGGACCAUUCAGAGAAGUUCAGUGGAAUAAAAUGGAAGGCCGAAACUUUGUUUAUAAAAUGGAGCUGCUUAUGUCUGCACUUAGCCCUUGUCUACUAUGAUUUUUUUCCAGAGCACUUUUCCAGAUUUUUUUUUCCAGAGAAAUUCCCAGAAACUUUGACUUGAGAAAUGUUUGCAGAUCAACUAUAAGCACAAGGAAGAGAAAUCUUCCAAAGGAGUCUUGUUUUUUAAAGUAAUAAUUAGCAAAUGUUUACCUAGCAUUUUGAGACCGUUCACUUUAAAAGUGACAAGUGCUUUGAAAUGCACAAGUUUAUGUACAUUUAUAGGGUACACAAGUUUGGAGAGAUGUAAAAUACUUUUUUUAUGCAGUUGACUUGGAAUGUUACUAACUUAUGGGUUUGAAUUUGCUUUUUAAAAUAUUCCUCUGAUGUUGACAUCAAAUAAAGCAUAUGGUUAAAAAUUCCAGACACUCUGAGCUCUUAACCUAAAUGAACUGUGUCUUUAAUCAGCUUGUCUCAUUCCACUAUUUGUUAAAGAUUGUUUAAGAAUAAACACUUUCAAGACCCAACCUUCUUACAGGAAGGAAUUCCCUCACACUGAGGGAAGCAGAUCCUUUUCCUGAAGUGUUACAGAGUGCAUGCCAGCACGAGGAGCUGGUCCUCCCCUCCCCACCACAGCUGUAAAAGCGAGCUCUUGUACUAGUGAGUUAAGUCCCUUUUCCUCAGCUGCAGGCGUGGGGAGCAGAUUGUACCUCGGGCUGCUCUCCCACCUGAGUGACCUCACUCCCUUACCACGCCCCUGCCCACGCGCGCCUCGCCCUGCUGCUGGCGGCCCCCAGCCUCAGCCAGCAGCCCUGGGUUGCUGCUUCUGUUUAAAGGUUUGGCCUGUCUUAUUCCAUUAGCUUUCAGCUUUUUCUCAGGGAAAAUACUAAUGGAUAAGUGGAAUACAUUUUGCAAAUAACAUGAACUUCUUGGAAAUAGUGCCCCAGUCUAAAAAGUGUCUGAGGAACUUCCCUUCAUAAGAGAUGUAGGCUUAUGGGCCUUUUGCAUAAAUAAUCUCUAGGUAGUAAUUUCCUUAUGAGUAAGGCUUUCCAUUUUUAAAAGAUAUCCCUUUAAUAAUUUAUAAGGUGACUGUGAAUAACUUUUAAGAAGUUAUUUUGUAUUUGUAUGAAACAAACUUUUAACUUUUAAGAAGGCCUUUGUAUUCCUCUACCUUUUUUCUUUUAAAAGAUAAGUGGAGCUUGUAAGCCAUAAAAUAGCAUAAUACCUUUGAGUUUUUGUUUGCUUUUUUCCCUCUGAUUAAGGUACUGCAUCUUUCUAUCCAUAGAAAUUAAAAGACUGGUAUGAAUCUGCAAUUAUUUUGAAAAUUUCUAGUGCUUCAUAAGCUAUAGUGGCCCUUAGCUAAUUUUACUAAGCUAACCUCUACACUUCUACUCACAUAAGGAGUCUUAUGAGGCUCACACUGUAGUACAGUGAAUCUCAAACAUUCUCCAAAGGACUGGUUUUUUUGUUUUUUUGUUUUUUGUUUUUAUAAUUUCCAUCCAUUGCAGAUUGAUACCUUGGUAUAAUACAGUAAAAUAAAUUACUAGAAAAAGUUAUAAAAAUAAAA